GAUUUGUCAUUUUAAAAUUCAAUGUGUUGGUCUAUGAUGUGUUUCCAUAAUUUUAGGAAUACUGCUGUUUACGCUGUUCUACUCCUAUGCCAACAUUUAUUUAUUUCCACGUAAACACAGUAACAAGUACUAAAGUCUCUUUAGGGGUAUUCUGUAGUCUUUGCUAGUACUCAGCGUCUGGCGGGCACGUGAUCGGCGGCGCGCCUAAGUAUCCUCGAGAGUGCGCAAGCCUGACAGCAUAAUGCGCGCUCCCGUGUUCCCCUGGAUGCGUGUUUACUCGGGCUCCUCUCUCCUCCCUUGAAAUGAGAGAGUUGCGGAGUGGAAGGGACAUCGUUUUACAAGAAAACCUCCACGAACGGACAUCCAAGAGCAAGAUCGGCCGACAGACGAGGGCUAGAGCGGUGUAGCGCGAGGAUACAUUGAUUUGACAUCAAGGUCAAUUAUAUUUCUGUUAAAAUAAAUAAAAAUCAGCUUCAGACACGGAGAAAUCACGAACCUCUGAGGAUGGAGCAGGCAUACGGGGCUGGCAAGGCUGGUGGCACCUUCGAUCCAAUUACGUUCUUUCAGCAACCGCAGGCUAUUCUACGCAUAGUGUCAUGGAUCUUUUCCAUUGUGAUCUUUGGAUGCAUUGCUAAUGAGGGCUAUGUGAACCGUCCGGACGAGGUGGAGGAGCAUUGCAUCUUUAACCGUAACCAGAAUGCCUGUAACUAUGCUGUGGGGAUGGGAGCCCUGGCCUUCCUCUGCUGUGCCGCUUUCAUGGCACUGGACGUCUACUUUCCUCAGAUAAGCAGUGUUAAAGACCGCAAGAAGGCUGUUUUAGCUGAUAUUGGCAUUUCAGCUUUCUGGUCUUUCGUGUGGUUCGUGGGAUUCUGUUUCCUGGCUAAUCAGUGGCAGGUGGCUAAACCAGAAGACAACCCUCUCAAAGCGGGUGGAGACGCAGCCAGAGCAGCCAUCACCUUCGCCUUCUUCUCCAUAUUUACUUGGGGUGUUCUUGCGCUGCUGGCCCUGGAGCGCCUAAAGAAAGUCUCAUUUGAAGAGGAAUACGACAAACUGUUCACCCCUCAUACUCCACCUCCAUUUGUCUAACACUUACCCCACACAUUCUUAUUAGUUUACUAUGCCAUAGACAUCAACUACAGAAGCACUCCAUCAAAAAUCUUACAGUCAUAGAUACCAAUGAAGACAGGACGUGUGUUGUUUUUUUUUAUUACAGUGCCAUAUCAAGCCCUGAACUUCCUUGUAUGAACUGGAAAGAGUUUUAAAUGAAAUAUUACACAUAUCUACUUGGAAUUAUGACAUUAUGACAACAUGAUCUACAGUAAGAUGAUAUGAUUUUCACCUUUCAGUCUAUUCCGCCAUUUAUCAUAAAGUAAAGAGUCGGGUUAAAGGUACACUAUUUUUUUUUUAAAUGUGGGUUCAUUGAGAUUUUUUGGAAGAAAUUAAUACUUUUUUCAGCAAGUAUGCAUUGAAUUACAUACCAAACAUGGAAGUGAAUGUGUUUAUAAAGUUAGAAAAUAUUAAAAUUACAAAUAAAUGCUGUCAAUUUGAACUUUCUAUACAUCAAAUAAUGCUGAAUAAAAUGCAUCACAGUUUACAACGAAAUAAUAAUAAAACUUAUUUAUUGAGCAGCACAUGAGCAUAUUAGACUCUAAAAGAUCAUUUGUCACUGAAGACUGGAGUAAUGAUGCUGAAGAUUUAGCUUUGCAUGCCAAA
Carassius auratus (goldfish) is the source of this 1713-nucleotide messenger RNA. RefSeq names its product synaptogyrin-1-like. The record is from RefSeq and is a predicted model, not a curated record. The transcript has 4 exons. Bases 505 to 1086 code for a protein of 193 amino acids. NCBI's taxonomy places the organism in Eukaryota, Metazoa, Chordata, Actinopteri, Cypriniformes, Cyprinidae. Gene Ontology annotation, cellular component: synaptic vesicle membrane; neuromuscular junction.